Messenger RNA from Onthophagus taurus, 2690 nucleotides. The record is from RefSeq and is a predicted model, not a curated record. NCBI's taxonomy places the organism in Eukaryota, Metazoa, Arthropoda, Insecta, Coleoptera, Scarabaeidae.
AGAAUUGUUUUUAUUUAUUAUUUGAUGUAUCAUAAUGUUUGAGAGUGUUUGUGAACUAGUUUUUAAUAAUUACUUCUCAUUGUUGUAAGCACAGUCAUAGAGACUGCGUCGAGCACGUAGGUGAAGUGUACGACGACUUGGACGACUUCACCGGUUUCAACGUCGUCGAGGACUUUCACGUCGAUUACAAUUCGCGAGAGAAUUUUUUAUAAAAAACAAUAACAUUUUUUGUAAUUUUUUGCAAUCGAAUGGUUUUAUCGGUGCAUCAAAAACGAUAAUGGAUACAAAGGUAGAUAAAAAGAACAGAGUGUCAAAGUGCUGCCAGAGUGAUUCUAUGACUUCUAUUAACGUGACACCAGAAGACAACGGGAUUUGUGAAGCUUUAAACGAUUUUGUUACAUCCCCGGGUGAUAUCCUUACGAAUCUAAUGAACAACAAUCAUCAAAAAGAUGAUAAAUACGCAUACCAUCGGUUCGCCAAAAAGGAUCCGGUUGAUAUUAAAUUUGAAAAUGUUUAUUAUCGAGCGUUGAUGAUACAUUUUCAAUCAAGGAUAAAAAUUGAACGCAAAGAAAUUUUACAUGGAGUUAGCGGCGAAUUUAAUUCCGGCGAACUUACCGCUAUUAUGGGUCCAUCAGGAGCUGGAAAAAGUACAUUACUCAACAUCUUGGCUGGAUAUAUCACGCGAGGAAGCGAAGGAACCAUAAUGAUGAACGAUUCUGUUCGCGAUGAGAGUCCAAAAUUUCGAAAACUGGUUGCUUAUAUUCCUCAAGAUGAAGAACUCCGAUUGAGUUUGACAGCAAUUGAAAAUAUGACAGUUGCUGCUCAUUUAAAGCUUGGCUAUUCAGUUAGCACGGAGUAUAAAAUGAAACAGGUAGUACAAAUCAUGCAACUUUUGGGUUUACAAGAAUGUCACAACACAAUGACACAAAGAUUAUCAGGUGGUCAAAGAAAACGGUUAGCAAUCGCUUUAGAAUUGUUAAGCAACCCUCCGAUUAUAUUCUUGGAUGAACCAACAACAGGAUUGGAUAGUUUGUCUUGUACUCAAUGCGUUGAAUUGCUCAGAAAACUUGCUAGAGAUGGUCGAACUGUUGUUUGCACAAUUCACCAACCUUCAGCCCUUAUUUUUGAAAAAUUCGAUAAAUUAUAUGCUUUAUCCGAUGGUAACUGUAUUUAUAACGGAACAAUUCCCGAUUUGGUUCCUUACUUAGGAAAUAUUGGAUUACAAUGUCCCAAUUACCAUAACCCAGCUGAUUUUUUGAUGGAAGUUGCGAUUGGAGAACAUGGAACUACCGUACAACAACUAGCUGAUUACCAUCGAGAGAGCGAAUUAAAAGCUAUUGAGCAAUCGGAAAAAGUAACUGAAAAAAAUAAAGAAAUAAUGGAUAGUACAAAGACGAUUCCUGUGGAUACAGCUCCUCAACCUGCGAACGUAUUGAUGCAGUUCCUAUUGUUAUAUAAAAGGAAUUUGGUCAUGGCAACACGAGAAUAUUCCCUGUAUGUGAAUAGAUUAAUGGCUCACGUGCUGAUAGCGUUCCUCUUUGGGUAUCUAUAUUUGAAUUGCGGAAUAGGCGCAAACACGGUCUUAGCCAAUUAUGUUUAUUUGUACGGAUCUCUUCUUCUUGUUGUAUAUACUGGACAAAUGUCGGUUACUUUAUCUUUUCCUUUGGAAAUGAAGGUAUUAGCUCGUGAACACUUUAAUAGAUGGUACAAGCUAACUCCUUAUCUACUUUCUGGUAUAUUAAUCGAGAUUCCAUUUCAGCUCCUUUGUACAUGGUCUUAUGUAGCAAUAACGUAUUGGUUAACAAGUCAACCAGUUGAUCAACGAUUAUACUUCUUCAUGGCUUUCUGCACCUUAUCAACAUUAUGUGCUCAAGCUUGGGGAUAUUUCAUUGGAGCAACAACACCGAUUAAAAUCGCUGUGUUCAUCGGACCAGUUCUGGCUUGUCUUUUCUCAAUUUUCGGAUUUUGCAUUCGCUACUACGAUACUCCGGUUAUGUUCAGAUGGAUGUUCCAUAUCAGUUAUUUCCGAGCUGGUUUCCAAGGUCUUGUUUACUCCGUUUAUGGACUUCCAAGGCCAAAUCUUUACUGUCCAGAAACUGAAUUAUAUUGUCACUAUUUAGAACCGAAAAAAUUCCUCACCGAGAUGGAAGUAAUCGAUAUCAAUUUGUGGUCAAACAUUUCCUUUAUUAUCGUUGUUAGUUUCUUGAUGCACGUUGCAACCUACGCUGCCGUUUGGUUCAAAUUGCACAAACGAUAAGGCGAGUACCAAUAAAAGUCAAGAUAAAGCUGUGAAUUUACAUGAACAAAAGUAUUUCAUUUAUUUAGUAAACCGGUCUUCUUAAGUUUUAUUUAUUGUUAAUUUUGUUUGCUACUUUCUUUAAUCACAAAAACGUUCCUUAGAUACGGAUGAUAACAUGUAUUAGAUGAUUUUAUUUUGAAUGUAUAGUUUUUUAUAUUUAAAUUAAAUUAAAUAAAGUUAAUUUUUGAUUCACAAUAAACCAAAGAUUAAAUUUGGCAAAUUUGUGGCAAUACAAAGUAUUUUUCAUUGUAAACAUUUCUUUUGUUAGAAUAGAUUUAUUUUUUUAAAUAGUAUUUUGUACAUUUUAUACGAGUAUUGUAUCUAUACUUUUUCUUGUUAGAACUAGUCACGUUUAAGCAAAAAAAAUAAAUAAAUGUACAUUCUGUAUAAA